AUGGCCUCCAAGGGAGAGAAGAAACCAGCGGAGAAGAAACCAGCAGCAGAGAAGGUACGAGCCACCAAAGCUGAGAAAAAGAUCCCCAAGGACGUUGCCUCCACCGACAAGAAGAAGAAGAGAAGCAAGAAGAACGUUGAAACCUACAAGAUCUACAUCUUCAAGGUUCUCAAGCAAGUGCAUCCUGACAUCGGAAUCUCCAGCAAAGCCAUGGGAAUCAUGAACAGCUUCAUCAACGAUAUCUUUGAGAAGCUUGCUCAAGAGUCAUCAAGACUCGCUCGCUACAACAAGAAACAUACCAUCUCAUCCCGGGAGAUUCAGACUGCUGUUCGUCUUGUUCUUCUCGGUGAGCUUGCAAAGCACGCCGUUUCUGAGGGAACCAAAUCCGUCACCAAGUUCACCAGCUCUGAUUAGAGAUAUUUAUUUAAAUUAGGGUUUACAUGAUGUAUAUUUUGUUUCGGGUCGUUUUGAUGUAGCAAUGAAAUAUAUCUAAUGAAAUGAUUUUUUG
Molecule: messenger RNA, 508 nt
Organism: Vicia villosa (hairy vetch)
Lineage: Eukaryota; Viridiplantae; Streptophyta; Magnoliopsida; Fabales; Fabaceae
Product: histone H2B.3-like
Exons: 1
Coding region: 1-414 (137 amino acids)
Biological process (GO): nucleosome assembly
Cellular component (GO): nucleosome
Molecular function (GO): structural constituent of chromatin; protein heterodimerization activity; DNA binding
Source: RefSeq, a predicted model, not a curated record